Messenger RNA from Bombus impatiens (common eastern bumble bee), 1304 nucleotides. It is a transcript of the gene tex, whose product is annotated as THO complex subunit 3. The record is from RefSeq and is a predicted model, not a curated record. The transcript is spliced from 3 exons. Bases 101 to 1090 code for a protein of 329 amino acids. Gene Ontology annotation, biological process: mRNA export from nucleus. NCBI's taxonomy places the organism in Eukaryota, Metazoa, Arthropoda, Insecta, Hymenoptera, Apidae. Gene Ontology annotation, cellular component: THO complex part of transcription export complex. Gene Ontology annotation, molecular function: protein binding.
UCGAUUUGUUACGUAUUUACAAUGUUAAUUCCGAACCAAGGCGCACAAAUAAUAAAAUUAGAUAGACUUUCCUGAUUUCUAUCUAAUUUCGCUAAUAAAUAUGCGCCAUCUAUUGAUUACUUAUUUUUUUAAAGGAAUAUCAAAUGAUGAGCUGAUCAGUUACUUCAAAUCACACAACAAAAUUAGAGAACAACAAAGUCAUUCUGCUAAAGUACAUAGCGUAGGAUGGAGUUGCGAUGGGAAACUGUUAGCUUCCGGAUCUUUUGAUAAAUCUGUUUGCAUUUUCUCCCUUUGUCCGGAUCGUUUAAAACAAGAAACAACUUUCAGAGGGCAUGGUGGUAGUGUGGAUCAAUUGUGCUGGCAUGCCUUUUACCCUGAAUUAUUAUCUACUGCGAGUGGAGACAAGACAGUUCGUAUAUGGGAUACGAGGACUCAAAAAUGCACAGCAAACAUCAGUACAAGGGGUGAAAAUAUUAAUAUAUCAUGGUCACCUGAUGGUAAUACAAUAGCAGUAGGAAAUAAAGAAGAUUUAGUGACUUUUAUUGAUGCACGGGUAAUGAAAAUUCGUGCGGAAGAACAAUUUAACUUUGAAGUGAAUGAAAUUUCAUGGAAUAAGGAUUCUGAUACGUUUUAUCUAACUAAUGGCCAAGGCUGUGUUCAUAUACUUAGCUAUCCAGAUUUAGAACUGUUACAUGUAAUCAAAGCACAUCCAGGGACAUGUAUUUGUAUAGAAUUUGAUCCUACUGGAAGAUAUUUUGCAACUGGUUCAGCAGAUGCAUUAGUUUCUUUAUGGGAUGCAGAUGAACUGUGUUGUUUAAGAACAUUUUCAAGAUUAGAAUGGCCAGUGAGAACCAUAUCAUUUUCUUAUGAUGGACAAUUAUUGGCUGCAGCAUCUGAGGAUCUUGUGAUAGAUAUAGGUGAAGUUGAAACUGGAGAGAAGAUUGCAGAUAUACCAGUAGAGGCAGCAACCUUUACAGUAGCAUGGCAUCCAAAACAAUAUUUGUUAGCAUAUGCAUGUGAUGACAAAGAUACUUAUGACAGAAAACGUGAUGCUGGCAGUUUGAAAGUAUUUGGAUUUGCCAAUGACUAAAACAAUAUUUUUAAACUUUUAUAUAAAAAUAUAUUAUUGUGUAAAAAAGAAUGAUUUAACUUGAUUUUCGUACCUGCCCUAACAAUUUUUUAAAUACAUACUUUUAAAUACUUCAGAUUAUCAUAAUUGUAUAUUGGUUCAAAAAAAGUUUAAUCUAUGAACAGUAAAAUGCUAUAACCACUUAGCAGUGGAAAGAUGGAACUAAUCUCUUUAU